UAUAUUAUUCAUUAAUUGAUUUCACAAUUUCAGAUUACAAGAAGAUGUAAUACAGAAGUACUUUUUAAUCAACAUUUCAAGGUUUAGUGUCCCAAGAUGACUGAAAGAUGGAGAGAGGAGAGGGAGGAUGAGCAAACCUUGGUAGGAAGAGAGGAGGAUAAAUCUACCAGUAGAUACAGCUUUGAGUUUCCAAGUAUAACAGAAUGGUGGCAGAACCUGAACAAGCAGAGUGCAAUCUCUGUUCUUGUACUUGUGUACGUGAACCUGAUAAACUACAUGGAUCGGUCCACUGUGGCGGGUAUGCUAGAAGAGAUUAAACGGGACAAGGACUUCGAUAUAAAGAAGGACAAGUACCUCGGCCUACUCCAGACAGUGUUCGUGUUCUGCUACCUACUCUUCGCCCCUAUCUUUGGGUAUCUGGGGGAUCGAUACUCCAGAAAAUGGAUUCUGGGGAUCGGAAUAGGAUUCUGGAGUUUAUCCACACUGAUUGGCUCUUUCAUGAAAUCCUUCCCUGCCUUCCUUGUAUUCCGAGCUCUAGUAGGAGUAGGAGAAGCGUCCUACUCAACUGUUGCUCCGGCAAUCAUAUCCGAUCUAUUUGCUAAGGAUGAUAGAUCUAGCGUGUUGGCUCUCUUCUACUUUGCUAUUCCUGUUGGAACAGGUUUAGGAUAUAUUGUUGGAUCAGAGGUAUCCGGAGCAUUCGGAGAUUGGAGGUGGGGGUUGCGAGUAACUCCAAUAAUGGGCGCUAUCGCCGUAUUUAUGAUAAUAUUCUUCAUGACGGAUCCUCCCCGAGGUAAAGCGGACGGAUCACACCUUAAACCAACCAGUCCUGUCAGUGAUGUCCGAGCUCUGGGUCGGAAUAAGAGUUUUGUUCUCUCUACCAUUGCUUUUACCUGUGUGACCUACUGCGCUGGUGCCAUGAUGUGGUGGGGACCUAACUUCGCAUACGCAGGAGCUAAAUCAGCAUGUGGGAACAAGGCUGGGUGUAGCGCUAUAACCCUGGAGUCUAUCAGCUACAAGUUUGGUAUUGUAAUGACCCUUUCCGGACUUCUGGGUGUUCCGGUCGGAUCAUAUGCUUCACAAAUGCUUAGACAUCAGUUUCCCAAUGCGGAUCCCCUGGUUUGUGGAUUUACUCUUCUCAGCUCUGUUCCUGUUCUUUUCUUUGGUUUCUUUUCAGCUGACUAUUCGCUUCCAGUCUGCUAUGCGCUAACUUUCUUUGCAGGGUUGCUACUGAACGCAAACUGGAGUAUUGUAAGUGAUAUGACCCUGUAUAUAGUCAUUCCUCCCAGACGAUCGAUUGCAUCCGCUACACAGAUACUGGUUUCUCAUCUUUUUGGUGACGCAAUAUCUCCGUACUUGGUGGGAGCCAUGGCUGACGCAUUUAAACCCUAUCUGCGUAACGCUAGUGGAACUCCUUCUGGGUUCACGGAUUCGUACUCAAUGACCCCUGAGGAGUACGGAGUAGAGUUUAAAGCUCUUCAGUAUUCUCUCUUCUCCUGCUGCUUUGCUCAGGCAUUGGGUGCUCUGUUUUUCAUGAUAAUGUCCUGGUAUAUUCUUGAUGAUAAGAAUGCCGCUGAGCGACAGAUACACUCCAACCAAACCAUACCAGAGGAUGAGGAGGGAGGGGAGGAGGAGGAGGGAGGAGGACCUAUAUUCCGAGGAGCAAGAGAGGAUGUCCUCGCGACGGAGGAAUAAUAAUUCGAUCUGAUUUAAGUUUGUAAAACUGUUUUACAAGAUAUUUUACGACCAGGCUCGGUGUUCUGCCGAACUUGCGUACAAAUGAGUUGAAUUCUGCAUAAAAUUAAACUUAAUAUGACUCCCCUGUUGUAUACCCUUGCCAUAAUCUAAACUUAAUCGAAUAAUUGAUUUAAAAUAAAUAUUUGAUUUAUUGAAAUUUUAUAAAUAUAACAUAUACGUCUUG
Eurytemora carolleeae is the source of this 1918-nucleotide messenger RNA. RefSeq names its product protein spinster. Gene Ontology annotation, molecular function: transmembrane transporter activity. The transcript has 12 exons. The coding region runs from base 97 to 1692 and encodes 531 amino acids. NCBI's taxonomy places the organism in Eukaryota, Metazoa, Arthropoda, Copepoda, Calanoida, Temoridae. The record is from RefSeq and is a predicted model, not a curated record. Gene Ontology annotation, cellular component: membrane. Gene Ontology annotation, biological process: transmembrane transport.